UCCCUGCCCUUUGAAACCAGAGCCCAGGACUUAAGACAGAGGACCAUGCUCCCAGGUAAAUCUUCUCACUCUGCCUUCCCUGCUAAUCUCACUCACAGGCCAUUGCUCUGUGCUCUCUGCUCUUCCCUCUGUGACUGCUGCUCCGUGCCUGCUGCUCCGCCAUGAGCGCUUCCGAGGAUAUGCUUGGUGGGCUCACUGAAACCCGGGCAGCCACGACCGAGAUCCAGGCCAUCGCCCACAAGAUGCAAAUAUCUGAUAUGCAAGGUGGUCUUAGGGCGACCCCUGUUAAAGGGUCAUUUGACCGACAAAGGGGUCGCGACCCACAGGUUGAGAACUGCUGCCCUGAAGGGACUCAGUCUCUUGUUCCUCAGGGCUUUUCUUACACAGUCCGCCAGGCACAAGGACUUGGGGUCAGAGGCAGCACCUGCCCCCCUCACUCCACUCUCUCUUUGCAGGUUCAAGUUGCAGAUGAUGACUACGUGCACCUUCGAGUGUUUCAAGGUCUCCCUCCUGAAAGAGAGACCAUCUUGAGCAAAUAUCAGACCCACAAGACCAAGCAGGACGAGCUGGUCUAUUUCUAGUUCUCAAUUUUGAACUGUACCUUCGGCACAUGGUUCUCUGUCACGUGUUCGCGUGCCGGGGUCAUGAACGCCGCCUCUAUGCUGUGCCACUUUCGCUGGAGGGGCUGCCCUGCACCAACCUGUUGUCUCUGCCUCUGACUUUAACAGCGUGAUUUUCCUCCCAAUCAGUGAUCUUAACUAAAUUGCUUUCCAAGAGGGCUGAGGUGAUCUCUAAAUAAAUACAUUUUAAAGUUUUUGCAAAAAAA
Messenger RNA from Myotis davidii, 826 nucleotides. RefSeq names its product stefin-C-like. The record is from RefSeq and is a predicted model, not a curated record. Gene Ontology annotation, molecular function: cysteine-type endopeptidase inhibitor activity. The transcript is spliced from 2 exons. The coding region runs from base 162 to 581 and encodes 139 amino acids. Lineage: Eukaryota; Metazoa; Chordata; Mammalia; Chiroptera; Vespertilionidae. Gene Ontology annotation, cellular component: cytosol.